Messenger RNA from Lampris incognitus (smalleye Pacific opah), 1676 nucleotides. RefSeq names its product IMP U3 small nucleolar ribonucleoprotein 4 (gene imp4). Gene Ontology annotation, cellular component: small-subunit processome; nucleolus; Mpp10 complex. Gene Ontology annotation, molecular function: rRNA primary transcript binding; snoRNA binding. Bases 58 to 930 code for a protein of 290 amino acids. Lineage: Eukaryota; Metazoa; Chordata; Actinopteri; Lampriformes; Lampridae. The transcript has 9 exons. The record is from RefSeq and is a predicted model, not a curated record. Gene Ontology annotation, biological process: rRNA processing.
GAAGAAGGACGCGUUAGUCUGCAACCCCAUGUGAGAAACUUGCGUGAGGAAAUAAAAAUGCUUCGUAGAGAGGUGAGACUGAGACGGGAGUACCUGUACAGGAAAGCCCAAGAAGACAGAGUGCGAACAAUUGAGGAGAAAAAGCAGAGGCUCAAGACUGCUCUUGAUGAAAACCGACUUAUUCCAACUGAAGUACGCAGAGAUGCUCUGCAGUUACAGAAGUUAUUGGAGUAUGAUGAUGAGGGGGCAGAAGGUGUCAGCUCUCACAUGGAUGAUGAGUAUAAAUGGGCGGGUGUGGAGGAUCCUAAAGUUAUGGUCACCACAUCAAGAGACCCUGGCUCCAGGCUAAAAAUGUUUUCCAAGGAGAUUAAGCUGAUGUUUCCUGGAGCCCAGCGCAUGAAUCGAGGAAACCAUGAGAUCAACGCCUUGGUACAAGCCUGCAAAGCAAAUAAUGUUACAGACCUUGUCAUUGUGCAUGAAACUAGGGGACAGCCAGAUGGAUUGGUGGUGUGCCACUUGCCAUUUGGACCCACAGCUUACUUCACCCUUUACAAUGUGGUGAUGAGACAUGAUGUUCCAGAUAUUGGUACCAUGUCUGAAGCUUAUCCCCACCUAAUUUUUCACAAUUUCACUUCACGGCUUGGCCAGAGGGUAUCCAAUAUCCUUAAGUAUCUGUUUCCAGUGCCUAAAGAAGACAGUAGGCGUGUCAUCACAUUCGCCAACCAAGAUGAUUUCAUCUCAUUCAGACAUCACACCUAUAAGAAAACUGACCACAAAAAUGUUGAGCUGACAGAAGUAGGACCCAGAUUUGAAAUGAAAUUGUAUAUGAUUAAACUUGGAACCCUGGAGAAUGAGAGCACAGCAGAUAUUGAAUGGCGCCACCAUGCAUUUACACACACAGCUAAGAAAAGGAGGGUUCUAAGUGUGUAGUGAUGUCCACUUAAGGAUAAUCUCUUUGGCAAAAAGAACCAUCAAAUGCUUUUCUCUUGGAUAUAACAAUGUUGGACUAUGUUGUUGAAAGAUGCUAUGUGAUGAUAUGAUUGACACAAUGAAGCCUGUGUACUAACACAAUAAAAUGUUAAACAAUGCAAAAAUUUUUUUUUACAGGGUAACAAUGUUUUGUGACAUUAAUAGCUUUUAGGUGUUUUGUAAUAAAGUCCUCCCCCCCUCAUCACAUGGAUCCAAAAUAUAUUUGAUGUUGAUGAAGCAAAAGAACAGUUAUGGCACUUAAACUACUGAUUACUGAUUACCAUUAUUGUAUUUUAUCAACUCUAAACAGGCUUGCGACAGCUCAUAUUUAUUAAUUAUUGGGUAUUUAUCAUGAUUUCACGGAUUCACAAAAAUGUGGCUACAACAUAUAACAUGGCUCCUUUAAGUGAAAGACGUUUAAUCAUACCUCCAACCCACUUGAAAAUAUAGCGCUUAAUGUUGUCCAAUGAGAGGGUGUAAUUAGGAGAAUAAUCCAAUGAAGGACAAGCAUCACGAAAGGUUUCCAUUUCCCAAGAAAUUGUCGACAGAUCUGAGUUCAGAUUUAGAGAAUCAAGAUGACAACCCCAGCAGAUAAGAGUGAAGAUAAACAACUCUUUAAAUAUUUUGCUGAUGUUUUGUUUGUGGGCUUGUAAAUAUAUGUGUGUGAAUGGCAUAAAAAUUAAGUAAUUUCUGUAAUAAAUUGACUA